GCAGCGCAGCGUGGGGCGCAGCGGGAGCCAUGGGGAACCGCGUCACCCGUGAGGACUUCGAGUGGGUCUACACGGAGCAGCCCCAUACGCAGCGCAGGAAGGAGAUCCUGGCAAAGUAUCCGGAGAUCAAGACUCUGAUGGGACCUGAUCCACAUUUAAAGUGGAUUGUAUCUGGAAUGGUUUUCAUGCAGCUUCUGGCAUGCUACCUGGUGAAAGAUUUAUCUUGGAAAUGGAUUUUCUUCUGGGCUUAUGGUUUUGGAGGUUGCAUCAAUCAUUCGCUGACCUUAGCCAUCCAUGAUAUUUCACACAACGUCGCCUUUGGGAACAAGCAGGCCAAGUGGAACCGGUGGUUCGCAAUCUUUGCCAACUUGCCGAUUGGCAUCCCUUACUCUGCCUCCUUCAAGAAAUACCACAUUGACCAUCACCGGUACCUGGGAGGGGACAGCUUGGAUGUGGACAUUCCCACGGACUUUGAAGGCUGGUUUUUCUGUACACCCCUUCGGAAACUGCUUUGGCUUAUCCUCCAACCUCUGUUCUACAGUCUGAGGCCACUGUAUGUGAACCCCAAAGCGAUUACACAGAUGGAAAUUUUCAAUGCUCUUGUACAGUUUUCUGUAAACCUUAUCAUUUACAACCUUUGGGGACUCAAACCUGUUAUUUAUUUAAUAGCAGGUACGCUUCUUUGCUUGGGUUUACAUCCCAUUUCUGGGCACUUCAUAGCAGAACACUACAUGUUCUUAAAAGGGUAUGAGACAUACUCUUAUUAUGGACCUCUGAACUGGCUCACCUUUAAUGUAGGAUACCACAUGGAGCAUCAUGACUUCCCCAGCAUUCCUGGAUGCAGAUUGCCCAUGUUGUCCUGCCCAGAGCACAGGGACCUUGCCAGUGGUGCAAGUGGUGCCUGCCUUCCUGCACAAGGUGCUGCUGGGCACGAAGCCAAGCAGAGCCAAGAAACACUUCAUGUGAAGAAGAUUGCAGCGGAGUAUUAUGAUAACCUCCCACAUCACCAGUCCUGGAUUCGAGUUCUGUGGGACUUUGUUUUUGAUGACUCUAUUGGUCCUUACUCAAGGGUUAAGAGACUGUGCAAGCUGGCAAAGGAAAGCUAACGGGCUGGUCUGCCUGUGGCAGUGGGGUGUGUUUUUCCACACUUGACUUCAGUUUUCACAUGACUUCAGUUUUCUGCGGAAAUAGGAGGAUCUCUGUGUGUGCUGAAUUAAUGUUGGUGCAUGCUGCUUAGACCAAGAGGAUGAGUGUGAUAAUUAAGCAAUUGAAUGCACUAUUUUAGACUAGUCAUACUUUUUAAUAAAGGAUGUUUGUAUAUGUAACCCUCAGAAACUAGGUUAGAGUGAAUUAUGAUUAGGUGAACCUCUGGUCUAGGCUUUGAAUUAACUUCCUGGGGCACACAUGCCCAAGCCUGAGUUUUGGCCUGGUCUGCAGUGGAGAAUGUUUGCUGUGUGUUACAUGUGACCAUGUGUGUGUAUAGUUGAGGACUAGUUUCUCUUGAUGCCAGAUUAGAAGUGGAUGCUCUGCGUGCACAGGACUGUGGAAGCAGGGAGGACUGGCAUGCAGUAGUAAAUGACACUCUCUGGAGAACAAUAGGGUGCCUUUUGCUCAAUGUCUUGUCUAAUCUAAUAAUCUUCUGAUAAUUGCUAGUAACAGAGAUUUUGUAUAUGCAAUGAAAUAUGUUUAUAUUUUUGUAUAUUUGUAUCAUAAUUUUAGUAGCAGCUGUUUGAUCUUUAUUCCAGGGAUUUGUCUAAACCUUUUCUGAAUGCAUUUCCAUGAGGAUCUAAUACUCACUCUAGCAAACUGACAGAUCUGAACUGUGGCAGGGAGAAAUCCUUCCUUUAGUCUUCCACCCGCUGCCCUGAGCAGCAGCAUGGAUGUGCCUCUGGAGGAACUGCCUGGUCCUUUCUCAUUCACCUUUUCAACUGUAUCCAUAACUUCAUGUUUCUCAUGCAUUUCCCCACUGUAAGUCCUUCUGGGAAUGGAGAGUUUCUAGUUUUAAUUGUUUCUUGUCAAGACUGUUAGCACUCCAGAUCACCCUUCUUGAUCUCCUCUGUAUUAUACCCCUCUCUGUGCAUAGGAUUUAGGAAGGUCUGUCAGUGAAGAUGUAGAGAUGCUAUGGUGGUAUUUGUUCCUAAGUGCUUUCAUAAUAAUGGUAAUUUUUUUCCUCUGUCAUUCAAGGGGCACUGACUUGGCAUUUGGGAAGCAUAUGAUACUCCAGCUAUAUAAAAUUGCCACUGAUGGUGUUAGGAGGAUGGAAUGCAGAGAUGGGGCUGUUUAUCUCCCUACAUCUCUUACUUGGUGCUACUGACCUUCAUCUGUCAUUUCUGCCCACUGGAGACACAAAUCUUCUUGCCUGUCCUCUCCAACAAUAAACUUGUGGCUAUCCUCAAUAAUUCCCUGUCAUCAAAAACCUUAAUCAACAUACAUUUCUCCAAGCAUAACAAUAUCUUGGGAGUCAGGAAUUCAGAUGUUCAGAUGCCAUCUAGUAUCUUCCCAUCACCCUGGAAAGCUGGCAAAGUAUUUCUUUCCUUACUAAGUGGUUAAAAGAGAGAUCUGUAUAGGUGCUCUUGCCUUCUAGCCCUCUAACAGUUGGUUUUUUUUCUUCUGGAAAUCCAUGGCUGUAACAAAGAAAAGGAUUAUUGUGCAGUCUCAUCAGUCUCUCAAAUUAGACCUGGAAAGCCUGAUUUCCUCAAUAAACACAAUUUUGUUCCCUGCUCCAGAAGCACUGUAUCCAGUGAGCCAGUGUCCAUUCACUAGCCUGGCACACAGCCAAGCUAGCCUGCUGCAAUUUCAGUUCCUCCUCCUCCAUUUCCCCUUCCUCCAUUUUUCUCACCCAUCUGAUUUUGGCAAAUGGGUAAAUAAAUAUCCAGAUAUGCUCAGCAGAGCAAGAUCCUUUGUAAUACAGGGCUGAGUACCAGUUUAUUCACAGAUAUGGCUUUGUGCUUUUGGAUAAGAAGAACUGGGCUUCCUCAGUGAAGAACAUAGUUAAGUCAUUAUGUCUUAAUUAUUAAAGUUGCUUUUCUCCCAAAGGAAGAGGUGUUUAUGUGGGAACUUCCAUUACCUUAUUUGUAUCAGUGCUUAUGUCAGGGAACCUUAGUUUUUUAUUAAUUUACUUCAGUGCUGCUGGCACUCUGAUCAGGUAUUCAACUUCCCAUGUCCUUAGCAGCCGUUCCUCAACUCUCUUGUCCAACUUAGCAAGUUAAUAUAAAAACCACAAUAAAGAUUAUGCUAUC
This is a messenger RNA of Corapipo altera (White-ruffed manakin), 3239 nucleotides long. RefSeq names its product delta 4-desaturase, sphingolipid 2 (gene DEGS2). Gene Ontology annotation, biological process: ceramide biosynthetic process; sphinganine metabolic process. The transcript has 4 exons. Lineage: Eukaryota; Metazoa; Chordata; Aves; Passeriformes; Pipridae. Gene Ontology annotation, molecular function: sphingolipid delta-4 desaturase activity. Gene Ontology annotation, cellular component: membrane. The record is from RefSeq and is a predicted model, not a curated record. Bases 30 to 1106 code for a protein of 358 amino acids.